AUGAAGAAUAAAUAUAUGAAUGCUGACAAUAAUGAUGAUGAUAAUGAGGAAGACAUUAUACUCGAUCGUAAAACUUUAAAUCUUAAAGCAAAACAAACAUUAAGUACAUCAAGUUCAUCACCUUUUGGCCCUAAUCAUCUUAACAUUGGAGUUUAUGAUGAUUCUAAUAAAUUAUCAAAAAUAAAAACAAUUAUUUUAGCUACUACUUGUAUAUCAAUGGGUAUGUUUACUGGUUUAUUGGGACCAACAUUUCCAUAUCUAGCACAAAAAAUGUCUACGAAAUUAUCAUCAAUUAUAUGGUUUAUUGUUGUGAAAGGUAUUGGUUUUCUUAUUGGAACUUGUUUAAGUUCGUAUCUUUAUACAUGGUUUAAUACAUGUUGUUUACUUGGUUUAUCUUGUUUAUCAAUAAGUUUUGGUGUUUAUUCACUUUCAUCUAUAAUAGAUUUAACAACAUUUUAUUUAAUUUCACUUACACUUGGUAUUGGUUUUGGUUUAACAUAUAAUGGUAUUGAUGCACUUUAUAAUCGUGUAUGGAUUCGUCCAUCAAUAUCAUCUAUUCGUUGGUUACAUUUAUUAGUUGCUUUAGGUGCAAUUAUUUCAACAUUAAUAUUACUUCCAUCUACAUUUUCAAUUGAUAAAAAUCUUUCAUCAAUAACAAAUAUUACUCAAUCUAUACGACCACGUCGUGCAAUAAUGAAUAAUACAGAUUUAUUAUUUAAUCAAACAAUUUCUUCUACAACUAUUAAUAUGAUAACAAAAUCAUCAAAAGUUGUAUCAGAAAAUUUAAUAAGUUCAUUUUAUACUAAAUCAUCUUUUAAAAUACAACAAACAAUUUCAAAAUCUAUUUGUAUUAAAUCUUAUUGUUGUUAUGAUCAGAAUAAGCGAAAUAAUAUAUUUAUAUGUCAAAAAUAUAUAAAUAAUCAAACAAAUAAUUGUAAAAAUGUUUUCUUAUCAUGUGAAACAUUAAAUUCAACUAUUUGUUAUAUUGAUAAAAUUCAUACAUGGUGUCGAAUUGAACAAAUAUGUGAAAAUGACACAAUAUCAAAUUGUUCUAGAGAAUUAAUUGAUAUAGCUAUUCAUAUAAACAAUUUUACAACAAUAAAAUCAUUAUCAUCAACAAGUACUACUAAUUUACCUUUAACAUCAACUUCUACAAUAAACAUAACCACUAGUGUUCCUAUAAGUAUUACUCAAACAACAGUAAAUAAUAUUUAUUUAAAUAUAACUCAAAUAUCAACUAAUCGUUAUAAUAAACCUUCAAUGGCUGAAUCAGAUAAAGAUGAUCUAUCAAAGAAUUUUUUUUAUUUAAAAAUUCGUUUAAUUUUUCAUUCAAUGACAUUAAUUGAUUUACUUUAUUUAUGUAUUUCAUUAUUAUUUUUUCUAUUGGGUAUAUUAUAUUCAAUAUUAGCAAUGCAAAAUGAAAAAAUAAAUUUAUUAUCAAUUAAAAAUCUUAAUCCAUUAUCAUUAUUAUUUAUUCAACCACAUCGAAUAAUAAAUAAUUUAAAUAAACAAAUCUCAUUAUUAUCUGAUUAUUCAUCAUUUAAAUUUAUAUUUCUUCUUAUAUUAUUCUAUUUUAUUUUAUCAGGUAUUGAACAUUCAUGUAUUUAUUUAAUAUAUUUAUUUGGUAAAAAUUUUCAUUUAUCUGAAUAUCAAUGUUUAUUAUUUCAAUUUUAUUAUUUAUUUGGUCGUUUAAUUGAUAUAUUAAUUAAUUAUAUAUGGUUUUUAUUAAAUAAAUAUUUUAAUAAAACACAAACAGAUUUUAUUUCAAUAAAAUUUCUAAUAUUUAUUCGUUUAAUUAUAUUAACAUUAAUUUGUUUUUUUAAUUUAUUUCAUCAAAUAUAUUAUUUUGUAUUUUUUUCAAUUGGAUUUUUUUUAACAUCAUUAUCAAGUUUAAUAUUAUAUUGGAUUGAACGUGAUUUAAGUUUAAAUGAAUUACUUCUUCGUAUUAUAUUAUAUACAAUAAUAAUAAGUGAAAUUAUUUUUCCUAUAUUUAUCUUUUAUAAUAUUGAAUAUUUUCUUCAAUUUUAUUUAUUAAUUAGUUUAUGUUUAUUGACUUUUUUCUUUAUGAUUAUUAUAUAUUCAAGUAAAAAAUGGCAAAGAAAUAGAUCCUAUCGUUUAUUACCAGAAUCAAUGGAUUUAGAUGAAAUAGAAUUUGAAGAAAAUUCGGAUAAUGAAACAUGA
Rotaria sp. Silwood1 is the source of this 2181-nucleotide messenger RNA. The record is from the annotation of a GenBank genome assembly. NCBI's taxonomy places the organism in Eukaryota, Metazoa, Rotifera, Eurotatoria, Philodinida, Philodinidae.